AUGAGGGCUGCAACAUUUUGUAUUGUAUUGGCACUAGCUGCAAUUGAUGACAUGCAUUUAUGUUCUGUUGAUAUCUCAUAUGCAUUCACCAAUGAGGACAUUGACAUCGAAAUCUACAUGAAGCAGCCUGAAGGGUUUGUGCAAUUUGGCAAAGAGUAUGUCUGCAAGCUGAACAAGUCUCUGUAUGGGUUAAAGCAAUCAGCACGGUUGUGGAGUGAGAAGCUCACCAAAGUCUUAUUGGAAAUAGGAUUCAAGAAGACCUACAGUGAUGCUUCACUCUUCAUCUUUGAUCGAGAUGGUAUCAAGAUCAUUCUGCCUGUGUUUGUGGAUGAUAUAACUCUUGCUUCGAGAUCUGAGGAGGCAUUGGACAAGUUUGUUGCUGAGUUGGCUACUCACUUUAAACUCAGGGACUUGGGACCAACCAAAUUCUUACUGGGUGUAGAGAUUGGAUGCAACAGGGCAGAGAGACAGUUGACCCUGUGUCAGCAUCAGUACAUUGUCAACAAGUUGGAGGAAUAUGGAAUGGCUAGUUGCACACCUGUUGGUACACUCAUGGUCCCUGGUCUGAAGUUGUCAAAGGAAGACUGUCCAACAACUCCAGAGGAAAAGGCAGAGAUGGAAAACAUCCCUUACAUUAGCACCAUUGGAUCCCUCAUGUAUCUGGCUACAAUGACCUGGCCUGAUAUUGCUUAUACAGUGGGAGUACUGGCAAGGUUCAAUUCCAAUCCAGGAAAACCGCAUUGGCAAGCUGUUAAGCAUUUGUUCCGAUAUCUGAAAGGCACCUUGGAUAUGAAACUGGUUUAUAGCCCUGACCCUGCAUUGGGGAAGGAAUUGUUUUGGACAUACAGUGAUGCAGAUUUUGGAGGGGAUAAGGAUAGAGGGAAGUCAACAACUGGGUAUAUGGUGAUAUUGGAAAGGGGAGCAGUGUGUUGGAGCAGCAAACUUCAGUCAAUUGUGACCACAUCAGCCACAGAGGCAGAAUAUGUUGCAGGACUGGCAGCAGGCAAGGAGAUAUGUUGGGUGCAGAACAUCUUGACUGAAUUGAGCUACCAUCCUGCUAAGCCUUCAAAACUCUACAUUGAUAACCAGUCAGCAUUGUCUGUGACCAAGAAUCCAGAGCAUCAUGGGAGAAUGAAGCACUUGGAUAUCUCAUUCUAUUGGUUAUGA
This is a messenger RNA of Cyclocybe aegerita, 1167 nucleotides long. The record is from the annotation of a GenBank genome assembly. Lineage: Eukaryota; Fungi; Basidiomycota; Agaricomycetes; Agaricales; Hemipholiotaceae.